Molecule: messenger RNA, 525 nt
Organism: Eupeodes corollae
Lineage: Eukaryota; Metazoa; Arthropoda; Insecta; Diptera; Syrphidae
Product: protamine-like
Exons: 2
Coding region: 119-412 (97 amino acids)
Source: RefSeq, a predicted model, not a curated record
AAAAUUUUCAUUAUAUCUUCGACAUCCAAGUGAGUCAUUUAAUUUAAAAUUAUUUGUAAAUAUAAAUUUUUCUCGAAAAAAUACCAAAAUCCCUGGAAUUGGAAUAAGUUAUUAAAUCAUGUCAGAAAUAAAGAAAAAAGAAUCCAAAGUACAAACAAAAAAACGUGCAGUUUCCGACAAUGAAUCUGAAUUUUCAAGUGACGAACGAGAUUCUGAGGAUGAGUCUCCGAUAAGAAGUCGUACUCCAUCAAAGAGGAAAGUCACCAAUUUAGAGCAAAAAGAUGACUUGGGACUGCAACCGAGUGAUGCAUCAAGACGACGACGGGGAGGAAGAAGUCGACGACGCGGGCGUCGCAGUCGUAGCCGCAGACGCAGUGGCAGACGUUCGUCCCGAUCGAGGCGACGACGCUAAAGGCUUUUUUUUCUUCCUAUUGUUUCGACAAAAUUAUUAUAGUUUUUGAAAAUUGGUUGUGUAAACUUUUUAAACAAUAAAAUUAUAAACGUGUGAUUUUCUUUUAAAAAGAA